Messenger RNA from Cyclocybe aegerita, 687 nucleotides. The record is from the annotation of a GenBank genome assembly. Lineage: Eukaryota; Fungi; Basidiomycota; Agaricomycetes; Agaricales; Hemipholiotaceae.
AUGACGACAGCGGGGGCACCUUUCACCCCUGCCCUCACCCCUCAUUCACUCCCCCCAUCCUCUCCCUUGCCCUGUCGCCCUGUGCCUUGCCUUCUUGCUCCACCCCUCGCCCGCCGUCUCGCCCUCUUCCCUUGCCUUCUUGCCCUUGCCCUUGCCCUUGCCCUUGCCCUCUGCCUUUGCCCUCUGCCUUGCCCCCAUCCUCUGCCUCGCUUGCCCUCACCCUCUUGCCCCUCAUCUGCCCUCUGCCUCGCCCCUUGUCUGCCCUCUGCCUCGGCCCUGUCCUCUGCCUCACCCUCUCGCUGUCUGCCCAACCGUCUCGCCCUUGUCAUCACCAUCUCACCCCUCACCCUUUCGCCCCUCGCCCUCUCGCCCACCUCGCCUUCACCCUCUCACCCACCUCGCCUUCGCCCUCGCCCUCUCACCCUCUUGCCCUCUUGCCCUUGCCCUCUUGCCCUCUUGCCCUUGCCCUUUGCCAUUGCCCUUUGCCAUUGCCGUUCGCCGUUCGCCCUUCACCCCCGCUGUUCGCCUCCUGCUCAGCACCCACCACUAGCAGCCCAAGCAGAAGGGGAGCACGAGCACCCGAAGAACCCCCACGAGCACCCAAAGAGGCCCAACGAGUACCCGAAGGGGCAGAGGGGGCAGAGAGCAUGGGUGGAGAGCGCGGAGGGGGUGGAAGUGGCCCCAUGA